AACCUGUUCUCCAGUCGUUUUCUUUACCCCUCGCCCCCGAGCUGCUGUUGUAGGAUUCACAGUGAUGCAAAGUUAAAAGAUCCUUUUUCACUCGCGCACGAGGAUCUGAAAAAUCUGUACGAAGACAUUAAAAAGCUACUCGUGUCCAAAGCGGAGCUGAAAGCACUGUGUGAUUAUUACUUUGAUGGGAAGGGAAAAGCUUUCCGGCCAAUGAUCGUGGUGUUAAUGGCCCGAGCCUGUAACAUACACAGCAACAGAGACGGGGAUCUGCUCCCGGCCCAGCGCUCCAUCGCCAUGAUCUCUGAGAUGAUCCACACAGCCAGCUUAGUGCACGAUGACGUCAUCGACGGUGCGGAUAUGAGACGAGGAAAAACCACUAUUAAUGAAGUGUGGGGAGAGAGGAAGGCCAUCCUGGCUGGAGAUUUCAUUCUCUCUGCAGCGUCCAUGGCCCUCGCACGCAUCGGGAACACCACUGUCGUGUCUGUGCUCUCGCAGGUCAUAGAGGAUCUGGUCAGAGGUGAAUUCAUGCAGUUGGGAUCCAAAGAAAACGAGAACGACAACCAAAAUCCUCCUACUCACUUACCAAAAUACACGCCGAGCGGUAGGCUGGUGGAUGACAUGCUGGAUUUCACGUCUUGUGCCAAUCGGCUGGGGAAGCCGUCGGCCGCAGACCUCAGGCUGGGAUUGGCCACCGGACCGGUGCUGUUCGCCUGCCAACAGUUUCCAGAGCUUCACGCUAUGAUUAUGAGACGUUUUGGUUCAGAUGGAGAUGUUGAUCAGGCCUGGAGAUACGUCCUGGAGAGCGAUGGUGUGGAGCAGACGAGUUUCCUCGCCCAGCAUUACUGCCACGAGGCCACGCGUCAGAUCAGCCGUCUGCAGCCGUCCCCUGAGCGAGACGCCCUGAUCCGCCUCACCGAGCUCGUCCUCAACCGGGACAAAUGAACCUGGAACCUCCAGAGCUUCACUACAGGCAGCUACACACCUCGAUAUCACCCACACACACACACACACACACACACACUUACAGCGGUCUGGUCCGGUCACACACGCUGCUCUGUCUGGGACUGGAUUCGACACCUGCGCCUUAACGCCUCACCCAAAUCCGCUAACUGAAGCAUCUCACUGUGCAGGAGGUGCGCGUCUUUCACCACUCUUAUAAUUGUUACCGUUUUUGGGUGAAGGAUGUGUUUUGUUUCGAGAUCAUUUUUUUUUACAUUGUCACUGUACUGUACCGUACGUGUCCUCUUCUGCAGAAGCAGGGCAUUAUGGGAUACGACGACAUCAGGAGGCUUCGCCGUUACUUAUUUGACCGAAACUCUUACAGACGCCUCCGGAAGAGCCGUCCGUCCGUCCGUCAGUCUGACCGCCGUCCGUCCGUCAGAAAAGGCCAUCGAGGUCAUGACGUGUGUAACAGAGUGAACGGAUCGACGUGUGACGUUAUUUAUAAACCCGUACGACAGACACGGCCUGGAAUCCACGACGGACUGAUAUUAAACAGGAUAUUUUUUAAGCUAAA
Tachysurus fulvidraco (yellow catfish) is the source of this 1516-nucleotide messenger RNA. RefSeq names its product prenyl (decaprenyl) diphosphate synthase, subunit 1 (gene pdss1). The record is from RefSeq and is a predicted model, not a curated record. The transcript is spliced from 9 exons. Gene Ontology annotation, molecular function: prenyltransferase activity. Gene Ontology annotation, biological process: ubiquinone biosynthetic process; isoprenoid biosynthetic process. The annotation marks the transcript as partial. Gene Ontology annotation, cellular component: transferase complex; mitochondrion. Lineage: Eukaryota; Metazoa; Chordata; Actinopteri; Siluriformes; Bagridae.